AAACUAUAUAUAAUGCCUUUUAUUUAAACGUAUGAACUAUUUAUGUGAGAAUGUUUUUAUUAAAUUGUAAUCGCGAGCCGUCCGUGAUUGUGCUAACUGAUGAUGAGUGCAGUGUUAACUACAAAAAUGAUAAAAGUCGAAUAGUAGUCUAAAAUAGUUAUAUUCUACUUACAUAAUUGUGUGUUUAACAUCCCGAUAAUAGCGAUAAGGAACUGUAAAGAUAUGAGAUAUUGUUAUUAAUGUAAAUGAAUGAUAGAAUGUUAUUGUUCCUAGCGGGGCGUACGAAUGCUCCUUUAUAUUCUUAUACGAUUAAUUCGUGUUUAACAUUCCUAUAUGUUUCGGUGUCGACGUGUCAGUAUUCAUGUUAUAAAGUACAUAGUGAGCAAUAAAUUUUGUAAGAUAAUGUAUGUAAUACAGGGCUGAACUGAAACGGGCAAACCCGUCACAUUCGAACUGACUCAUUAAGGAAACGUUCUAGGAAAGAUCACCGCAAUGAUGUUUAUAAACUCAUUUGUAAUGGAAUAAUUGUGGAUGAACGACGUGCGUACAAUAUGGCUGUUGGAAUAGGGAAUGUGUUGUUUAGAAAUGAAAGUGCCAAUGUGACGGAAUUGUAUCUGGACGAAAUCCACCUCUUCAAGGACUACCCUGAAGGCUUGUUGCGGUUCGCGACGGCCUGCUGCUUCAUUUUUAUGAUCAUCGGGGUCCCGGGAAACCUAAUUACCAUCAUCGCACUGUCGAGAUACGAAAAGGUCCGCAAUGCAACCGCGAUCUUCAUCAUCAACCUUUCAUUUUCGGACCUAUUAUUUUGCUGCUUCAACCUGCCUCUGAUGGCAUCCACCCUUCUCCACCGGUCCUGGGUCCAUGGAGAGCUUCUUUGCAGACUGUUUCCCCUGAUGAGAUAUGGUCUGGUGGCAGCUUCCUUGUUCACUGUUACUGCUAUCACUAUCAAUCGUUACGUCAUCAUCGCCCAUCCGAGACUUUAUCCGAAAGCAUACAAAACGCGGAACAUCUGCCUGAUGCUCCUCACAAUAUGGUUAACUUCUUUCGGAUGUUUGGUGGCGACAUGGCUCAACAAGUGGGGCAGGUUUGGGCUCGACGAAAAUAUCGGAUCGUGCUCCAUCAUCCAAGACAAAUCCGGUCGAACACCGAAGAAGAUACUCUUCAUUGUAGCAUUUACUAUACCUUGUAUUGUGAUAAUUUUCUGUUACACGCGAAUAUUCUUCAUAGUUAGAAAAACCUCAAAAAAAUCAAAAACAGUAAAUACAUGCAAACAAGAACAACCAUCGUGCGACGAACUCUCGUCCGUGGUAUCGUCUGACUCGAUGUCCAUAAAGUUCUCCGGCCCCGGAAUAAGCAUCAGUGAAAACACAGAGACCUUUACCUCUGACCCACCUAAAAGCACACAACGCACAUUCCAAAUCGAAACUAGAGACGAAAUAAAAAGAAUAGACAAUCGGCUUCGAAGGACAGCAUUAAGAAAGUCUAUGGCGAUGCUCAAAUUGUCUCUGCCCACGCGGAAAGACAGGAGGUUAGGGACUAUGAUCAUCGCUAUCAUGAUUUCGUUCUGCAUGUGCCACCUCCCUAUAACCAUAACGAAGCUGUUGCAGGAGAUAAAUCCUAAGCCAGCGUCUAAUAUAGCUUCUUAUCUUCUCAUUUAUCUGGCUUCUUGUAUCAACCCAGUGAUUUACGUAGUAAUGUCGAACGAGUACAGGAAAGCAUAUAAAAACCUUUUCAAAUGCAAGCGAAAGUCUUGAUGAAUAACGAAUGGCAAGUGAUAGACUGAAUGUUUUAGAGAAAAUACUCAUUUAGGUCUUAAGUGUGUGUUAUUGUUGUGAGACAAUGAAGCAAUUAUUGUAAAGUUUAAUGUUUUCAUGUUUACGGUAGUAAUUGUGUAUAUUACAUAAUUACAUAUAUUUAGUGUUAAGUAUUGUUAAACGGGCCCAAGGAGUUACAUGAAUUGACAUUCCGUGUUUAAUAUUAAAAAUAUAGUGACAUAAUAAAUCAUAUAAAUUGUCAAAAAGUAUACGAAUAGACUCGAAUAAAAGAUAUUACUAAUGAAGUGGUGAAUAAGCGAAUGUCUUAAUAUAUAUAUAUAUAUAUAUGUACUAUAUAUGUACACCCUUUUAUAGGUUCAUAAUUCACAUUGCAGGUGCCAAAGACACAAAUAUUUUAAAUUUGAUCACAGUGCCACAAAUUUACUCAUGGUGUAGAGGAGUUUUAUUCUUGUAUUUAUCUGACAGCUAUUAAAUUUUUUUUUCAAUAUUAGUAAUAUGUACGUGAAAACAUGUUAUUAUGUUUACCACAACAGAAAUGUUUUAUUAAACCGUAGCUAUAAAUAAUUUGAAAUGUGGAUUGUAUUCGAAGAGAGGAAAUUUAUUUAUAUUUUAUUCAUGGAGUAUUUAAUGUUCACGAACCGACGAACGACAUAUUUAACAUUCUAUAGUAUGCUAUAAUCUAUGGUCUUUAAUACUAUUAUAUUGUCUGUGUUUCCCUAGUUAUACGAGGAUAAAAGUAUAGAGUACUUUUCUCUUUUUUUACGUUGCCACGGGAUCGAUUUUAACGUGAAGUUAAAUUAUUUAUUUGCUUAUUUAAAUUAUCAAAUUGUCCAUACAUUUUGUUAUAGCAGAUCUUGAACUUGAAUAGUGGAAGUUUGUAUAUAAUAAUAAUGAAAAGGUUUCGGUCGGCUUCGUUUAUUAACGAAAUGAAAACUAUUCAAAAGACGUAGAUUUAUACGUACGGCCUAGAAUUCAAGAAUAUUUAAAAUACUUUUUAGUAUUUAAUAUUGUUUUGUUUAAUUUGUUACUGACGAUGUUAUAUAACUGAUAUUAUGUCAAUGUAUAAUUUUAGUAAAAUAUAGUUCAUAUAAGUAUAAAAUAUCAUAUGUUAUUUGUAUAAGAGUUUAAAUGGUUUUGUAAUGAGAAAGACCGUAAUGUACCAAAGAACCUCCUGGGGCCACGAUACCCAAGCCAUUGUACUUACCAAAGAUGUAAUUAAAUUGACUUAUGGAUUUUA
Messenger RNA from Pieris brassicae (large cabbage white), 3012 nucleotides. Its product is annotated as G-protein coupled receptor moody-like. Bases 552 to 1754 code for a protein of 400 amino acids. Gene Ontology annotation, biological process: G protein-coupled receptor signaling pathway. Lineage: Eukaryota; Metazoa; Arthropoda; Insecta; Lepidoptera; Pieridae. The record is from RefSeq and is a predicted model, not a curated record. The transcript has 3 exons. Gene Ontology annotation, cellular component: membrane. Gene Ontology annotation, molecular function: G protein-coupled receptor activity.